This is a messenger RNA of Podospora pseudocomata, 1088 nucleotides long. RefSeq lists its product as uncharacterized. Gene Ontology annotation, molecular function: oxidoreductase activity, acting on the CH-CH group of donors, NAD or NADP as acceptor. Lineage: Eukaryota; Fungi; Ascomycota; Sordariomycetes; Sordariales; Podosporaceae. The record is from RefSeq and is a predicted model, not a curated record. Bases 1 to 1047 code for a protein of 348 amino acids. The transcript has 2 exons.
AUGACAACCAACACCUCCCUCGUCCUCUCCCAACGCCCCUCCGGCCCAAUCGAGAAAGGCAAAACCUUCUCCCUCAAAUCCUCCCCCGCUCCCACCGAGGCCGACCUCAAAGAUGGCCAAGUCCUCCUCGAGACUCUCUACAUCUCCUUCGACCCAGCCAUGCGCGGCUGGCUAGACGACCGCCGCUCUUACAUCCCCCCCGUCCAACUAAACGAAGUCAUGCGCGCCCUCACCGUCUCCCGCGUCCUCGCCUCCAAAUCCCCCAAGUUCUCCCCGGGAACAAUCGUCACCUCCGCCUCGGGAAUCCAAGAAUACGCCAUCAUGCCCGACUCCCAAGUCGAAAAAGCGUACGACCUCCCCCAGGGCGGCAAACUCACCGACCUCCUCGGCGUGCUCGGGUCCACCGGUUUAACAGCCUACUUCGGCAUGACGAAAAUCGGCCUCCCGAAGCCAGGCGACACGGUCGUCGUCUCCGCCGCCGCUGGCGCGACCGGUUCAGUAGCCGCGCAAAUUGCAAAGAUCGCCGGCGCGAGGGUGAUUGGUAUUGCCGGGGGGGAGCAAAAGUGCCGUUGGCUCAAGGAAGAGCUGGGGUUGGAUGAGGCGAUUGACUACAAGUCCCCGGAUUAUAAGCAGAAAUUCAAGGAGGCGACACCGAAAUUUGUGGAUGUGUACUUUGAUAAUGUCGGGGGGGAGAUCCUUGACAUGGUCAUGGCGAGGGCUGCGCAGUUUAGCAGGUUUGUCAUGUGCGGCGGGAUUUCGCAGUACAACUCGGCCGAGAAGAAGGGGCCGGGGGCGAGCUUCUUCAAUGUGAUUACCCAGAGGAUCAGGAUGCAGGGGUUUAUUGUUUUUGAUUACAUCACCGAGUAUGAUGCUGCGAGGAAGCAGCUGGCGCAGUGGUUGGCUGAGGGGAAGCUCAGGAGGAAGGAGACGGUUGUCAAGGGUGGUGUGAGGAGUGCCGAGGAGGCCUUUGACUGGUUGUUUACGGGCAAGAAUACCGGCAAGUUGAUGGUGGAGGUCAAGGGGGAGGAGGGCGGUGCUAGGCUUUGAGCAUCUUCAAUGAUGGGGCAUGUCGGUAGUCUCCUAGCGUU